Messenger RNA from Paramuricea clavata, 1755 nucleotides. Lineage: Eukaryota; Metazoa; Cnidaria; Anthozoa; Malacalcyonacea; Plexauridae. The record is from the annotation of a GenBank genome assembly.
AUGUGGAUUUUAAUUUUCUUAUUCUCACCAUUUGCUGGUUCAACUUCAACAACACCUAAUCCAGGUUAGUAAAUUUCAAAACUAGAAAAUCUAACGAAAGCCAAGUAAGACAUGUGAAAAGAUGAAGAAUAUAUCAACAGACAUCAUUUUGAAAGUUUCUCUUAAUGUAGGGGUAUUGGCAGUGCAGUUAUAAGACUUAUAAGUGUGCGCUUGUCACGUGUGAAACUGGACUGCAUUUGUCUUGAUCAUGUGUGUGAAAGGUGCUUCUAGUAUGGUUCUACCAAACACACUGAUUUUCUUCACCUGCAGUAACACUGGACCAAUAUAGUCUCUUACUAGGCCUCUAGGGAGAACACUUUAGAUUUAAUAGAACUAUCCAGUAAGAACAAAGUCAGUUUAGUUUUAACGAAUAGCAUUCAAAGUGCAUAGAGCUCAUUUCAUAUCUUCACUUGCAAUUCUUAUUUUUUAGUAAACAGUCUUAACAUAUCCACACAUGGGAAUAUCACUCUUGGAGGUCUCUUUCCCAUUCACAAGGAGGGCGAUAAAGAAAAUAACUGUGGAGAGUUCAAUGAAAUCCCUGGUUACCAGUACAUGGAAGCGAUGCGUUAUGCCGUAGAAAAAAUCAACAACAGGUCAGAUUUGCUCCCGGGAAUUAGACUAGGAACGAUCAUUUACGACACUUGCCGAAGUCCUACGAUCUGCGCCGACAGGACGAAAGACUUUAUACAGCUUACGCUACAGACUGCAUCGGACGACCAGCCUGCAUCGGGCGACCAGCUUGCAAAUCUUGCAGGAAUAAUCGGUCCUUUUGUGAGUGGAAAUUCAAAAAUCGUCGGUAGUUUCUUACGUGUGUUUGAAAUCCCACAAAUAAGUUAUGCAUCUCUGUCAGUUGAACUGAGUAACAAGGAUAUUUAUAACUACUUUUUUCGGACAGUCCCUCCUGACAGUUUCUUUGCAGAAGCUUUGGCCGAGCUGUUGGAGAGACUGGGUUGGAAUUAUGUAUCGUUAAUUUAUUCCAAAGGCACUUACCCGGAAACUGGCGCUCAAGAAGUUGAAAAAGCGUUGGCAAAACGCCACAUUUGCUUAGCAAAAAAACAUCGCUUGGCGCGAUUUCCGAAAGAAUCCGAGUACGACGAAGCGAUCGACAAAGCAGUCAAGGUAAAAGAAGCGAACGUUGUCGUCUUCGUGACGAUUCAACGCGAUUCACGCAAGUUGCUCUUAGCAAAACGGCGACAACCGCAGGCCAAGAGACUCUUGAUCGUGGGCAGCAUCGCAUGGAGCAACCGAGAUGACAUCACUAAGGAACUGGGUAAGAUUGCUGACGGCACCAUCACCUUUGCGCACCAAGAAGGAGAGAUCAAGGACUUCGAAAAUUACUUUCGCUCGUUAAAUUUAUCAAACUACAACGCAAAUUACCAAGGCUGGUUCCAUGAAUUUUGGCAAAAACAAUUCAACUGCUCCUUAAACGAUUCAACAUACUCCUUAGUGGCAAAGUAUCCAACUCCUUGCACGGGGAAAGAAAGUCUGCAUAAAACACGCAUGGAAAUUGCUCCAGUUCGAGUCGUAAUCAAUGCAGUAAAUGCAAUGGCGUACGCUUUACACAACGUGCAACAGGCUCUCUGUCCCAAUACUGAAGAAAUAUGCAACGCAAUGAAACCCUUAUCAAGAACGCUGCUUCAAAAAUUUUUGAAAAACGUACCUUUCCCGAUUCGUCGUAUGGCUGGCCAAUCAAAUUCGAUCAAUAUAACGAAGUAG